AUGGCUAUGGGUGGGCAGGGUCCUAUGGCCGUCCUGGUCAUGUGGAUCAUGGUGGUUCCUACGUUCGUUUGCGUGGUUCUUCGUUUCUACACUCGAGUCUUCGUAAUCCAAUCCCACGGCGCCGACGACCACGUUUACAAUUUUGCUUUCAUCUGCCUCCUCUGCUAUACCAUUUUCGUUACGAUUGCAGCCAACUAUGGCUUCGGCCAGAGUGCUUCAGAUCUGCUGCCAAGCGAUCUCGCGAACGCGAUCCUUUUCGAGGCUAUUGGUCAGACAUUUGCGGUCAUAGGGAUGGCUGUUGCAAAAUGGUCAUUGGGUCUUUUCCUGCUGCGCAUUAUCCAUUUGAGGGUACACAAGGUCUUGAUUUGGAUCGUCAUGGCUUUGCUCAUGGGAGCGAGUGUGUCUACCUGCUUUGUGUUCUGGCUGCAGUGCACACCGCCUGCGUAUCUCUGGGAUCGGAGCAUUCCCGGAGGAAUCUGCCAGGUUGAUUCGACACCGGUCUCUAUGUUAUUGUGCAUCCUUUGUGUUCUGGCGGACUUUUUCUUCGCCAUUUCCCCAUGGUUCUUCAUUUGGAAUCUUCAGAUGGGCCGCCGCGAAAAGAUGGUGACUCUAAUCAGCCUCAGUCUGGGCGUCAUAGCUGGAGCAUUCGGCAUCAAAAGAACGAUUGAUGUGCCUCAGUUGUCAAGUCCAAACUACACAAGAGAUACAGUUGGCCUCAUCAUCUGGUCAGCCGCCGAAAUUGCAGUAACGAUGAUCUGCAUAGCCGUCCCCGUCUGCCGACCGCUAUACAACCGCUUCCUCGACAAGUUCACAUCGCAAGGCACAGGCAGCUACCAGCGACAAAACGGGUCCGGCCAAAGUCCUGGGUUCGCGCUCCAUACCUUCGGUGGGAGUACUCUGAAGCCACGUGGUGGGCAAGGGCAUCGAGUGUCCUCGAAGAGGCGGACUUCACCAGGCGAGGCGGACAGCGAACUUCCUAGCUUCGGGGGUCACAAGAUGGGAUAUACCUCUACAUACGCCACAGCAAUGGGAGUUAGACAGGAGAAUAAUCAGAGCGAAGAAGAGAUACUGGGCCCCGAGGCAAGGAAAGGGGGGCUAGGGCUUUUGAGCGGGCCGGGUUCGAACGCGAUACGUGUGACGGAGGAGGUCGACGUAACAAGUAGUACGUACGCAGAAGGAAAGUAA
Messenger RNA from Diaporthe amygdali, 1185 nucleotides. RefSeq lists its product as uncharacterized. Bases 1 to 1185 code for a protein of 394 amino acids. The record is from RefSeq and is a predicted model, not a curated record. NCBI's taxonomy places the organism in Eukaryota, Fungi, Ascomycota, Sordariomycetes, Diaporthales, Diaporthaceae. The transcript has 5 exons.